AUGGAUAGAAGUAGAGAGGCUGGAGAUCAAGGGGGAGUUGCUGGUGGAGGGGUGGGGACUCACCAACCAGCCAACCCUACGCUACCUACUUCUUCUACACCAUCUCCUAAUACCGUGGAUCCUGUGAAAGCUUUCUCUAUUGAGAAAUUCAUGGGGGAGGACUACGAGCACUGGAGUUUCCGCAUGAGGCUGAUGUAUACCCAAUACAAGCUAUUGGAUUUGGUGGAGGGGAAGGAGAAGAUGCCGGAGGCCGCGGAGCUGAAAGGAGCGUGGAUGAAGCGAUCGUUCGACGCGUAUAUGCUCAUGGUGCAAGCGUCAUGGUCUGCCCUUGCGAUCAACCUCAACUCCCAGCAACCCCAAUGGAGCGUGGAUUACAUUCGCGCGCGCAUCCUAGAGGAGGACUUGCGGCGGCGGAGUGUGGAGCGCUCGGAGGAGGGGGCUGGCUAUGGAGUUGGAGGUGGAAAAAGUGGCUUCAAGAAGAAGUGGAAGGGCAAGAACAAGGAUAACCCUAAGGAGGAUGGCGGCGGGGGUCAAGGGGAGGUGUGCUUCUACUGCAAGAAGCGCGGACAUCGUUGGCGGAAGUGCUACCAACGACCCAAGGAUUGGACCCCGCCUUCAUCAAGCAACCAGCGUGGUGGCACGAGGAGUGGGGGAGUCAUGGGAGCUAGUGGAGAGGAGAAGGAUGAGGAGAAAGGCGGCAAAUCUGAGGAGCGGAAGGCCGGGUUCUUCUUCUUCGUGAACGAAGGCGCAACUGACCACGCUAUGGCUGCCAAGAUCCCGGUCCUUCCUUGGCGGAAAUCGGGCAAGGCGGCAAUGGCGGCAUCUAUGGAGGAGAGCGUUACCGAGGAGGAGCAGCAAGGUGUGCAAGGAGAGGAGCUGAUUGGAGGAAGCGCGGCGGUGAAGGCGUCGGCUACCUCGGGCCAAGCGGAUUGGGAGACUUGGCAUCGGCGGCUCGCACACGUGGCUGUUUCUACAUUGGAGUUUGCCCGCUUUCUCACACUCGGCUUGCGCGCCUCCUCACACUCGGCUUGCCCGCUUUCUCACACUCGGCUUGCCCGCUUUCUCAUGCUCGGCUUGCUCGCCUUCUCACACUCGGCUUGCCCGCUUUCUCACACUCGGCUUGCUUACUUUCUCACACUCGGCUUGCCCGCCUUCUCACACCCGGCUUGCCCGCCUUCUCACACUCGGUUUGCCCGCUUUCUCACACUCUGCUUGCCCGCUUUCUAUCAUUCGGCUUGCCCACUUCUCACACUCGGCUUGCCCGCCUUCUCACACUCUGCUUGCCCGCCUUCUCACAUUUGGCUUGCCCGCUUUCUCACACUCCGCUUGCCCGCUUUCUCACAUUCGGCUUGCCAGCCUUCUCACACACGGCGGCCCGCCGAAGUCCAUUCGAGCCCGCCCCCUACCCUCUCUUCUCUUUUCUUCCGUUCUCUUCCCUAUCCUUCUCUUUCGUCCCUUCCCUUCGCAUCCUAUCCUUUUAAUUCCGUUUCAUUACUUUUCCCCCCUUCUAUUGCCCCUCCCUUCCCAUAUUCCCUUCCCUUUCCAACAGUUUCAUUCCGCUACCCUCCUUUCCCUCCUCUUCCCUUCCCUCCAUUCCAUUCUUGUCCCUCCCUUUCCAUUUCCGUCCCUCUCCUUUCCCUUCACAACAAUUUACCCUUCUUUCUUGCCUUCAAUCUCCCCCUCGCCCAUCAGUUUCCCCCCUCCUUGCCCUCAGUUUCCCCCCUCCUUUCCCUCAAUUUCCCCCCUCCUUGCCCUCAGUUUCCCCCCUCCUUGACCCUCAUUUCCCCUCUCCUUGCCCUUAGUUUCCCCUCUCCUUGCCCUCAGUUUCCCUCCCCUCCCCUUGCCCUUCAGUUUCCUCCCUCCUUGCCCUCGGUUUCCCCUCCCCUUGCCCUCAUUUUCCACCCUUCUUGGCCUCAGCUCCCCCCCUCCUUGCCCUCAGUUUCAACUCUCCUUGCCCUCAAUUUCUACCCUCCUUUCCCUCAGUUUCUCCCCUACUUGCCCUCAGUUUCCCCCCUUGCCUCGUUCCACUACUGUUUUCCUGUGCUUCCACAUGAUUCCCAUCAUUUUCCACCAAUUCUAACCCUGUCUUCUCCCCCCUGCUUGGGCUUGUUCCGUCUUGCUCGCCCUCGUUCCAACCACCCCCGUUCCGACUGUUUUCCCACUCUUUCUCUCGUCCUUGUUCCCUUAAAUCUCUCACCCCUUGUGAAGGGUAGGGAAGGGAAGAUUCUCCUUCCCUCCUCUUGUUCACCCCUCCUUUCUCCCUUGUUCCCUUUCUCUUUCACCCCUUAUGAAGGGUAG
This is a messenger RNA of Closterium sp. NIES-65, 2298 nucleotides long. NCBI's taxonomy places the organism in Eukaryota, Viridiplantae, Streptophyta, Zygnematophyceae, Desmidiales, Closteriaceae. The record is from the annotation of a GenBank genome assembly.